AAGGCGGGAACGGAUAAGAUAGCAAAAGCACCUUCCGUUCUCCCCCCUUCCUUUCGUCUCUUCUCCAUGACCGCCGCCGCCGCCACCUUCCUUCCCCUCACCCCAACCCCUGCUCCCCGCACUCGCCUCCCCAUCUCUCGUCACCGACCCCCACCCAUCUGCGCCAGUGCUGCUGACACGCCGCCCACAGAUGCCGAGUCAGACGAGGAAGAGGCCCCGCGCAACGGCCGGAAGGACCGGCGCCGCGUGGUGCGUAUUGCGUGGGAGAAGCUCGUCCGGUGGUCUCGCUCCUGGCGCCGCCGCAACCGCAGCGACGUUCUCCAGACCACGCGCAAGGUGGUAGUUCUCGGAGGGGGCUCGUUCGGGACGGCGAUGGCGGCGCAGGUGGCGGCCAAGAAGGCCGACCUCGAGGUGUCAAUGCUGCUCCGGGACGACCUCGUCUGCCGCUCCAUCAACCACCACCAUGUCAACUGCAAAUACUUAUCACAGUACAGGCUGCCAGAAAAUGUUGUUGCAACAACUAGUGCUAGUGAUGCUUUAGCAGGAGCUGAUUUCUGCUUCCAUGCCGUCCCAGUUCAGUUCAGUUCAUCCUUUCUUGAAAGUAUUUCAACACAUGUUGAUCCGAAGUUGCCAUUCAUAUCACUUAGCAAAGGUCUGGAACUUAACACCCUUCGGACAAUGUCUCAAAUCAUUCCUCGAGCAUUGGGAAAUCCUCGCCAACCAUUUAUUGUCCUGUCAGGGCCUUCUUUUGCAGUGGAAAUGAUGGACAAACUGCCAACAGCUAUGGUGGUGGCAUCCAAAGACAAAAAGCUAGCAAGUGCUGUUCAGCAGCUGUUAGCCUCUUCAAAUUUGAGGAUAAGCACAUCAAGUGACGUUACAGGUGUAGAAAUUGCAGGCGCACUUAAAAAUGUUCUUGCAAUAGCAGCAGGUAUAGUAGAAGGUAUGCAUCUCGGAAACAACUGUAUGGCUGCCCUUGUUGCUCAAGGCUGUUCUGAAAUUCGAUGGUUGGCGACAAAGAUGGGGGCGAAGCCAACAACCCUGGCUGGUUUAUCUGGCUCAGGUGAUAUCAUGCUUACAUGUUUUGUCAAUCUUUCACGGAAUAGAAACGUGGGACUGCGGCUUGGUUCAGGCGAAAAACUUGAUGAAAUCUUGAAUUCAAUGAAUCAGGUUGCUGAAGGUGUAUCAACUGCUGGUGCUGUCAUCGCAUUGGCUCAGAAGUACAAUGUCAAACUUCCAGUCUUGACAGCAGUAGCACGGAUAAUUGAUAAUGAAUUAACUCCGAAGAGGGCUGUUAUGGAGUUGAUGAAUCUUCCACAGGUUGAGGAAGUCUAACAGGAAUCCCAAGGAAUGGAGCCACUGUCUCAGUUGCUCUAGCAGACUCAAAUGUGUCUACCAAAUCUGGUCAUCUGUAUUUUCGAGGGGAGCUCUCUUCAAUCCAUCCAGUCAUGAUGAUUGCUUCCAGGGGCAUCACUGAUUUUGCACUUUGAUGAAGAGUUUAUGCUUUUCUGUGCGCUUAUGUGCAAAUGCAGAGUGAAGAUAUACAAUUAUACAUUAUAAGGGCUAGAAAUUAAAGGAACAAUGUCUCAUGUUUCAUUAUCCAAAACAAGACUAUGGCUGUAGGUUUCAUAACUGGAGCAAGGAAUCCACUGCAUUUAGGUUUUAUUCUUUUGAUAAAAAGUUCCUCUUUGCAUUUAGAAGGAUAUAGUAAAACAAUAACUAGACGAGGACAUUGUGUUACCUAUUGAGCCAUGGAUGUGCCUCUCUACUCGGUGUGCACAAUGUGUCGCAGGUAACUCAUGAACCAAAUUGUUGAUUUGUCAUUGUCCCGUUGAGGCUCAGCUGCUGUGAUGUGCUUUCACA
Messenger RNA from Brachypodium distachyon (stiff brome), 1860 nucleotides. RefSeq names its product glycerol-3-phosphate dehydrogenase [NAD(+)], chloroplastic. The record is from RefSeq and is a predicted model, not a curated record. The transcript is spliced from 9 exons. Gene Ontology annotation, cellular component: cytosol; glycerol-3-phosphate dehydrogenase (FAD) complex. Gene Ontology annotation, molecular function: glycerol-3-phosphate dehydrogenase [NAD(P)+] activity; NAD binding. Gene Ontology annotation, biological process: glycerol-3-phosphate catabolic process; carbohydrate metabolic process. The coding region runs from base 67 to 1332 and encodes 421 amino acids. NCBI's taxonomy places the organism in Eukaryota, Viridiplantae, Streptophyta, Magnoliopsida, Poales, Poaceae.